Salvia miltiorrhiza (redroot sage) is the source of this 1158-nucleotide messenger RNA. Its product is annotated as DNA-3-methyladenine glycosylase. NCBI's taxonomy places the organism in Eukaryota, Viridiplantae, Streptophyta, Magnoliopsida, Lamiales, Lamiaceae. Gene Ontology annotation, molecular function: DNA binding; alkylbase DNA N-glycosylase activity. Bases 58 to 909 code for a protein of 283 amino acids. The record is from RefSeq and is a predicted model, not a curated record. The transcript has 6 exons. Gene Ontology annotation, biological process: base-excision repair.
AGUAUAUAUGCAUUAAUAAAAAUUAAAAAUUCAACAAGAAAAGACCUUCCAUUCCCUAUGCUUCUCCUUUCGACCAAAAUUCAGCUCCGCUUCUUUGAGAAAUCUAAUCAUCUUUCAUCCCAAAUGAACAAGAAGCAAACGGUUCAAAGCCCCAGUAAAGUAGUCAGAACUAUACGGAAAUCUACCCGCCCCAGAGCCAUUGCACUCGACUCGGAAACGAAACGAAAAUCAAGAGCGAAGCCCAACCCCCAUUAUCAACAGGAGGAGGAAAUACGGCCUAUAACAUCCAUUUCUUCGAUUUUCUUGGAAAAAAAUCCCAUCUUGAGCCCUAAUUUCUACCAGAUUGAUGCCCUUGAUCUUGCCCCUCGUUUGCUGGGGAAGCAUCUCAAGAAAGAUGACGUCGUUCUCCAGAUAACUGAGGUUGAAGCUUACAGGCCAAAUGACUCAGCUUGCCACGGUCGAUUUGGGAUUACUGCUAGGACAGCCCCUGUGUUUGGACCUGGUGGGCAUGCUUAUGUUUACCUUUGUUAUGGUCUUCAUACAAUGCUUAAUGUGGUGGCGGACAAAGAAGGAGUUGGUGCAGCUGUCCUCAUUCGUUCCUGUGCUCCAGUCAGUGGACUGGAAACCGUUCAGCAGCGGCGUGGUUUGAAGUCUGAGAAGCCUGUUCUUCUAGCUGGACCUGGAAAGGUUGGCCAAGCAUUAGGGAUUUCAACAGAGUGGUCGAACCAUCCUCUUUUCUCACCAGGUGGUCUGGAACUCUUAGAUGGACCAGAGCCAGAAAAGAUACUUGUGGGGCCACGAGUUGGGAUCGAGUAUGCUUCACCGGAGCAUGUUACUGCACUGUGGAGAUUUGCAAUAGCGGGUUCUCCUUGGAUAAGUGCACCCAAAAACACUCUCAGAUCUCCCUAAUUUGAAGUGUCUGUGAGAUGGAUGUACAUGAAAAUCGACUACUCAAAAUGAAUGGAGGCCAUUUUUCUGUUGUUCUUUGAACUUGGGGUGAUGGUAGAGAUGAAGGAUGUCACUGCCACUUUUUGUUAUGUUUGGUGGCAGUUCUUUCAAUUGUUGAUCUUAGAAAGCUUUUUGCUUCAUGCGUCUACUAAUGCAAAUACAGUGUUAAAGAACCAUCAGUCAAAUGCAAUCAUGAUUAGCAAUAUCUCA